AUGUUCCGCCUCAUGAGGGAUGCGGAGCCGGAGGACCCCCUCUUCGCCAUGGACCCUUUCGCUAUCCACCGGCAGCAUAUGAACCGCAUGUUUUCUGGAAGUUUUGGCUUCGGCCCGCUGCUUGGCAUCACGGAUGGGACCACACCUGGGGCGCGCCAGGCUGGCCGUAGGAUGCAGGCAGGAGCUGUUUCACCCUUUGGGAUGCUGGGCAUGGCAGGUGGCUUUAUGGAUAUGUUUGGCAUGAUGAAUGACAUGAUUGGGAACAUGGAACAUAUGACAAAUGGUGCUAACUGCCAGACGUUUACCUCCUCGACUGUCAUCUCCUAUUCCAACCUGGGUGAUGGGCCCAAAGUCUAUCAAGAGACCUCAGAGAUGCGUUCAGCACCUGGCGGGAUCCGUGAGACUAGACGGACUGUAAGGGACUCAGACAGUGGCUUGGAACAAAUGUCUAUUGGGCACCACAUCAGGGAGAGAGCCCACAUCAUGCAGCGAUCCCGGAACCAUCGCACAGGUGACCAGGAAGAACGGCAGGACUACAUCAACAUGGACGAAAGUGACGCAGCUGCAUUUGACGAUGAGUGGAGGCGAGAGACCUCCCGCUUCCGGCCACAGCGGGGCCUGGAAUACCGACGUCACGAAGGCACCGGUGGCCACCGGGCCGAAGGGACUCGUCUCGCCAUCCAGGGCCCUGAGGAUUCUCCCUCCAGACAGUCCCGUCGGUAUGACUGGUGAACCCGGAGCAGACCUUGUGGGGGGUGCAGCGUGGUCACCCCCAAAUCUAUCUACACACUAUUGUAAGUCUUAGCAAGGUUUGAUUUCUUUCCUCUUUUCCACCUUCCACUGCACGGUUGCUUCUUAGCCGUAUGGACUUUCUUCUCGUUGCCCCGAUCCUGCAGUAUUUUGAAGUGUUGGGUGGAAGUGUGUUUUCCCAAAUAUUGUAAGAGCAGGGGAAGGUGGGAGUUUAGAGAAAAUAAUGUUCUGAAUGGAAAAGUGGAAGCUGUCGAAGUUAGUAUAGUCAUCAAGAAAAAAGCAUGCUGUCAGCCAAAAGUGAUGGUUGAAAUGGUAUGAGAUCAUGUAGGACCGCACUCUAUACGGCAUUUAUAUUGUCACUGUGUGGAACGUUUACUGUCAAAAACAGGCUGAAAUACAAAUAAGUGCUAAUGUCUGUCGUCCUGUGUUUUGAGGGUUCUCUAGGAUAUGAUCUAGUGCUUGAAAAUCAGUAUUUGUUUUUGAUCUUUAACCAUCAAGUUUAAGAUUGUCUUUAUCUGUCUUCUGUGCUGCUUUCUAAUCACCACUUACUCUUUUUAUGUUCUCUCUUUGUUUCCCUUCCUCCCAGGUACAGACAGUGAAACUCUGAAGCCCCUUCAAAGCUCCACUUGGACCCUCCUCAAAUUUAGUAUUAACCUCCUUCCCACUUAUGAAUUGAAACAAAGCAACUAAUCUUCUGCGUUGUUCUUUUUUGCCCCACUUGGGUGCUGCAGUGGGUCACGGAGAAUCUCACUGAUGUGCAAGGAACGUGUUAAUUGCCCAUUCCCUUUCUGCUCUCCUUUGGUUCUUUUCUGCCAGUAGUGGUGGGCAUGAGGAGCUGCCACCUUGCCUCUUCCGUCUUUUCCACUCUUCCUGUGCUGGGUUGGGCUGGUUCUGGAGUUUGUGUUUAGUCCCCUGUGAAAGAAAGAUGAGGGAAUCCUGCUAGACCCCUGCGUUAGUCCCCUCACUGGGACAAAGGCUUCUAUUCCCCUCCUGGUCCUUGGUGCAGCUGUGGAGAAGCAGAAGGAUAUGUGUUUUAGAGAGGUGAGGAGCAGAACAAAAGCUGGAUAACCUGUGGGCCCCCCAACCUUUCUUCAAUUGGCUCCCCCACUUUUUUAAUUUGUGGAACUUGUAACUAGAUGUUUACUGAAUAAAGAAACAAGCUAAAGAA
This is a messenger RNA of Oxyura jamaicensis (ruddy duck), 1918 nucleotides long. It is a transcript of the gene MLF2, whose product is annotated as myeloid leukemia factor 2. The coding region runs from base 1 to 732 and encodes 243 amino acids. Gene Ontology annotation, biological process: regulation of DNA-templated transcription. Lineage: Eukaryota; Metazoa; Chordata; Aves; Anseriformes; Anatidae. The record is from RefSeq and is a predicted model, not a curated record. Gene Ontology annotation, cellular component: nucleus; cytoplasm. The transcript is spliced from 7 exons.